AUGAAAAGACCAUCUACAGCUGGGGUGCCAAAACAUAGUCAAUCACCUAAGGCGUUCAAGUUGAAUUCAAAAUUAUCGGAAGAAAAUCUGCAAUAGAAACAAUUCCAGCUAUCUAAAACAUUAUCCAAAUUGCAAUUCGAAUAGAGAAAUCUCCAAUAGCAGGUGAAUUACAUUGAACAAGAGAAAUAGAAAUCAAAAAUCACCUAAGAUGAAAAAUCAGGAAAUUAAAGUUGGCUGGGAAUAAAACUGAAAAUCUAAAUUAAUUAACUUAAUUCACAAAUUGAAGAGAAGCAAAGUCAAAUCAAAUAGUUGUAGAAGAAUCCUAAUUUCACUCGAGCCUCAGAGCAAAACAUCCUUAUAGAAUAUCUAAAUUAUUGCUCUUCAUUAUUAAAACAGGAAUAAAAUCUGAUGCCAAAUGAGGUGGAAGAUCUCAAAGUGGAGAUCCAGGAAUUGGAAAUAACCAAGAAAUUAUUGGAAGAACAAAGUGAGAAUCUUUCAAUUCAAAAAAGUUUGCUUGAAAAAAAGAUUUCACAAUAAUAUUUGGAUUUAGAUUAGACAAAGAAUGAAAUGAAGGAGAAGGAAAGAGAUCUCCGUUACUUAAAAAAGGAAAUGAUCAAGUUUGAAGAAAAAUAAAAAGAAACACAACAAAAUCAAAAAGUAACAGUUAAGAAAAAGGAAGUUAUUGAUAUUGAUGAUAAAAAAGCAGAAAUCAUAGAGAAGGAUUAACAAAUUAGUUAGUAAGAGUAGAUAAUUAAUUAAUUGAAAGAAAAGUUGUAGGAGAGAACUAAUUAUGAAUUGAGAAGUAAAAAUGCAUUGAUAGAUGAACUCCAAGGAUUGAAUCAAUAAGUGUAACAGAUGAGAGAAGAACUGAAGGAAUUGAACGAGUAUUAUUUGGCGGAAAUUCAACCCUUAGAAACUGAAUCCUUGCCUAUCAUAUAGGGUAACAGAGAUCACACAUUCACUAUUUUGCAUGAUGUCUACAAUAAACAAGAGAAGAAAUUCCCAAAAGCACCUAGAGUUAGAUAUGAAUAAGUGCAAGACAUGGGAAAGGAGUUGAGUUUACGAUUGUAACUCAAAUAGAUUACAGUAAGUGAAGCCUGUGCUAUCCUAAUUUAAAAUGCUACAAAUAAUGCCAUCAGUGUAGAAUAAUUGCAAGAGUAAUUACUCUAAGAACCAUUUACUAUGGCUGAUCCUAAUGAAGCCAAAAUAAUAGCUAGAUACAUUGUGGAAGAUGUAAAUGACGAAAUUGUUAGUUUGGAUCCACAGGCUACAGUUAAAUUACCUGUUGUGAAAUCCGUUUUUAGACAUCUUCUUAAUUGCUAUGAUUUAUUAACUUAAGAACAGGAUAAACAAUUAUGGGAAGAAGUGAGUGUAAUUGUUAAUAAGUAUGAAACUGCUUUGAGGAGUCAAUUCGAUUUGUUAAACAAACAAUAACAUGGAUUCAUGAAACCUAAGGAUUUGUUUUAUUGUUUAGAUUAAUUAUUUUUAGAUCUGACAGACGUUCAAAAGGAAUAUGUGUUAUUGAGACUCUUUGCCUACACCAAUAACAUAAAUAAAAUUAUGCAUAUGAAGAUUUUUGAUGUCUUUAAAGCAGGGUCCUAUAUCGAUAGAGUUUCAAAGGAUACUAGAAAGAAGAAGAAACAAAGACAAACUGCCAAGAAAAUAGAAAUUCAAAAGCAGGAUAUUGAUGAUUUUGAUUGA
Paramecium tetraurelia is the source of this 1701-nucleotide messenger RNA. RefSeq lists its product as uncharacterized. The transcript has 2 exons. The record is from RefSeq and is a predicted model, not a curated record. Lineage: Eukaryota; Ciliophora; Oligohymenophorea; Peniculida; Parameciidae.